Molecule: messenger RNA, 3576 nt
Organism: Aspergillus campestris IBT 28561
Lineage: Eukaryota; Fungi; Ascomycota; Eurotiomycetes; Eurotiales; Aspergillaceae
Product: DEAD/DEAH box RNA helicase
Exons: 5
Coding region: 1-3576 (1191 amino acids)
Molecular function (GO): ATP binding; nucleic acid binding; RNA helicase activity
Source: RefSeq, a predicted model, not a curated record
AUGGCUCGCCACGGGGAUACUCGCUCACCAUCACCUGUAGGCAGCACAUAUUCUUCUUCCCGACGCAGUCGCAGAGAUGAUGAUCGCUACGAGAGGAGUAGACGGGAUGAUGGCAGGAGCUAUCGGAGAUCCCGCAGUCCUGAGAGACGCCACCGUGACCAUAAUCGAGACCGUGAAGCGUACCGGAAACGUGACCGUUCGUUAGACAGACGCGACGAUGAUAGCAGUUACCGCCCGGGUCGACGCGAUCGCUCGCGUGACCGACGUCGGUCGAAAGACAGAGAUGACGAUCGGGGAUUCCGUCGACGAAGCCGCGAUAGGGAUUAUCGGAGCAGGCGAGAUGACUCCCGCGAUAGGGCUCGCAGACGGAGAGACGAUUCUGCUGACUUGAAGCACAAGUCUAGGCGGGACGACAGCCGGGAUCGUGCUCGAGAUUCGAAAUCUCGCGAGCCGUCGAAACCAUCCACACCCGCGGCCCCCGCUGGUCCUACAGAUGAGGAGAAGAGAGCCGAACGAUUAGCUAAACUAGAAGCCUGGAAGCAAAAACAAGCCGCCGAGAAGGAGCGCAAACAACGGGAAGCAGCUGCGUCGGGACCGAAGAACAUUCUGGAGGAAAUUGAUCGGAAAUCCGGUGUAGCUCCGGCUACUGGUUCUCCCCAGCCCACUGCGUCGCCCGCCGGCGAUUCUCCAUCCACUGGCUAUGCUGGAAAGUUUGAUCCUAAGGCGAUUGCGAAAAAUGCUGCGCCUUCUCCGGCGCCAGCCACUUCCUCCGUGCUGGGUACCGAUGUUACUGUACCGCCCACCGCCAAAGCGUCCGCAAAUUCUACCCCCACCAAUGUUAAAGUACAAGCAAACAAGCCCAUCACCACCAGCAAACCCGCAUCUAUCUUGAAAGGGAAAGCCAACGUUGGUGGAUUUGGUUUAGGCUUAGGCGCCAAACAAACUGGUGACAACGAAAAGUCAUCUACAACCAAAACCUUGGGUUUCGGUGAAGAGGAGUCCUCGCGGAGAAAAUUGGAGAAAUUACCAACCCCUCCGUUAGAGGAAUCCACCGAUGCCGAUAAACCUGCCGAAGUGGUUGCAGACGAGGACGACGAUGUCGACAUGCAAGACGGCGGAACUGAGGAGGAGAAUGCCGCUGCGGCGCGGGCUGCCGCCGAGAGGCGGGAAGAGCGGCUGCAGAACGAAUCUCGCGCGUCACAGUCGAACAGCGAGACACCCCAUACCAACGGUGUCGAAGCGAAUGGUGAGACGAACCAGCAAGCGGAUCAGAUGGAUGUUGAUGUACAAGAGGAAGACGAUGUUGAUCCUUUGGAUGCUUUCAUGUCCGAAUUGGCGGAUUCCGCUCCCCCAAAGAAAGCUACUGGUGCCAAGUUUUCCAAGGCCAAGGAACAACAGCCAGAAGCCCUCUUUGGUGACGAGCACGAUGUGGGUCUAACUGCCGUCGGCGAUGGCGAUGCCGACGAUUUCCUCGCCAUUGCCAACAAGGCGAAAAAGAAGAAGGAUAUCCCCACAGUCGACCACAAGAAGAUGGACUAUGAGCCCAUCCGAAAGAAGUUCUACACCGAACCCAGCGAUGUUGCUGAAAUGUCUGAAGAGGAAGUCGCCAACUUGCGCUUGGAACUGGAAGGGAUCAAAGUCCGAGGCUUGGAUGUACCGAAACCGGUGCAAAAAUGGUCCCAGUGUGGGUUGGGGGUGCAGACUCAGGAUGUGGUCGACCGACUAGGCUAUGAGAAUCCCACGGCGAUUCAGUCACAGGCGAUUCCCGCAAUCAUGUCUGGACGGGAUGUGAUCGGUGUUGCCAAGACUGGGUCUGGUAAGACGGUUGCAUUUUUGAUCCCCAUGUUCCGGCAUAUCAAAGAUCAGAGACCGCUGGACAAUAUGGAAGGCCCCAUCGGUCUAAUUAUGACGCCGACCCGAGAGUUAGCCACCCAGAUCCACAAGGACUGUAAACCCUUUUUGAAGGCGCUGGGUUUGCGAGCUGUCUGCGCGUAUGGCGGUGCCCCAAUCAAGGAUCAGAUUGCCGACCUCAAGCGUGGGGCGGAGAUUGUCGUCUGUACUCCGGGUCGGAUGAUCGAUCUCUUAGCAGCCAACACGGGCCGAGUCACCAAUCUGCGGCGUGUCACCUAUAUGGUCCUGGAUGAAGCUGACCGGAUGUUUGACAUGGGGUUCGAACCCCAGGUUAUGAAGAUCUUGGCAAACGUCCGUCCCGACCGGCAAACGGUGCUUUUCUCGGCCACUUUCCCGCGCAACAUGGAAGCGUUGGCGCGUAAGACGCUGACCAAGCCCGUGGAGAUUGUGGUCGGUGGUCGGAGUGUCGUUGCACCCGAAAUCACGCAGAUUGUGGAGGUGCGAAACGAUGACCAAAAGUUUGUGCGACUCUUGGAGUUGCUGGGCAAUCUGUACUCAACGGACGAGAAUGAAGACGCACGGACCCUGAUCUUUGUGGACCGUCAAGAAGCUGCCGAUACGCUUUUGAAGGAAUUGAUGCGGAAGGGCUAUCCCUGCAUGUCCAUCCACGGUGGCAAAGAUCAGAUCGACCGUGAUUCCACCAUCGAAGAUUACAAGGCGGGUAUCUUCCCCGUCUUGAUCGCCACAUCGGUCGCUGCACGCGGUCUGGAUGUCAAGCAACUGAAGUUGGUGGUGAACUACGACGCACCGAACCAUCUCGAAGACUAUGUCCACCGAGCGGGUCGAACCGGGCGGGCAGGAAACACCGGAACGGCCGUCACCUUUGUGACGGACACGCAGGAGCGGUACGCGGUAGAUAUCGCCAAGGCAUUGAAGCAGAGUGGCCAGCAAGUGCCGGAGCCAAUCCAGAAGCUGGUCGACGCGUUCCUGCAGAAGGUGAAAGACGGGAAGGAGAAAGCCAGCGCGUCAGGGUUCGGUGGUAAAGGCCUGGAGCGACUGGACCAGGAGCGCGAAAGUGCUCGGAUGCGGGAGCGUAAGACCUACAAGACCGGUGAAGAGGGCGAGGAUGAAGAGGAGAAAGAAGACAAGAAGGAUGAGAAGGCCGAAGAGAAGUUCAACAAGGUCGUGUCCGGCAUCCAAGCAGCCUCGACGCCAGCGCCAACGGGUAUUCCCAAGGGCAUUGACCUUGAUGGCAAGAUCACCGUGCACCGGACCGAAAAGGAUCCUGCCAAUGGAUCGAAGAACCCACUGGACAAGGUGGGAUCGGCCGUGGCGGAUAUCCAUGCGCGCCUGAGCCGCGCAGGUGUGAUGAGAUCCGGGGUACCGAUCGACAACCGCGGACCAGACGCGGGGGCGUUCCACGCUACAAUGGAAAUCAACGACUUUCCCCAGAAAGCACGCUGGGCCGUCACCAACCGAACCAACGUUGCCAAGAUCCUGGAAGCGACGGGGACGUCGAUCACGACCAAGGGUAGUUUCUACGCGACAGGCAAGGAACCGGGACCGAACGAGAACCCCAAGCUGUACAUUCUGGUCGAAGGCGAGACGGAGCUGUCGGUGACGGAUGCGAUGCGCGAGUUGAUGCGCUUGCUGAAGGAGGGGACGAUCGCGGCGGCGGAUAGCGAGUCGCGGGCGCCGGUGGGUGGACGAUACAACGUUGUUUAG